Molecule: messenger RNA, 3674 nt
Organism: Aedes aegypti (yellow fever mosquito)
Lineage: Eukaryota; Metazoa; Arthropoda; Insecta; Diptera; Culicidae
Gene: Drp1
Product: dynamin-1-like protein
Exons: 4
Coding region: 308-2485 (725 amino acids)
Biological process (GO): mitochondrial fission
Cellular component (GO): membrane; cytoplasm; mitochondrion
Molecular function (GO): microtubule binding; GTP binding; GTPase activity
Source: RefSeq, a predicted model, not a curated record
UUAGAAACGGUGACUCUCCUCUCGUGUGCCAUCCGUCAAAGGGUGCAAAGAAAAGCUGAAAGCAGAAAAAACGGUUCGAAAAGGUUCACUGCGCUUUUUCCGCAUAAAUUUUUGUAAUUUUCGCUACACGAGUUAACCGCGGUACUUUUCGGAAUUGGUUCCGAUUGUCGGAACCGUUGCAGGUAUCGGGAAAUUCGCGUUGGUUCCGUAGUUCGGGAAAGUGGUCCACAAACAGCAAAGAGGACCCUAAUCAGAGGCGAAUCAAGGAAAAAGGCAGUGAGCAGAAGAAAACAAGGCGACGACGAAGAUGGAAGCUCUCAUACCGGUGGUGAACAAACUGCAGGAUGUUUUCAAUACGGUCGGUUCGGAUGCGAUCCAGCUGCCGCAGAUUGUCGUGCUUGGAAGUCAGAGCUCCGGAAAAAGUUCCGUCAUCGAAAGUCUCGUCGGUCGGACGUUCCUUCCCCGAGGUACCGGUAUCGUAACCCGUCGCCCUUUGGUUCUGCAGCUUGUUUACACGCCCCUCGAUGACCGGGAGCACCGUUCCUCCGACCUCGGCACGGUCAACGUCGAAGAAUGGGGUCGUUUCCUGCACAUCAAGAACAAGAUUUUCUCCGACUUUGAGGACAUUCGUAGGGAAAUUGAGAACGAAACGGAUCGCAUGGCCGGUAGCAACAAAGGUAUAUGUCCGGAACCGAUUAACUUGAAGAUUUACUCGACGAAGGUGGUCAAUUUGACGCUGGUGGAUUUGCCGGGCAUCACGAAGGUUCCAGUCGGAGAUCAACCCGAGGACAUCGAAGCACAGAUCAAAGAUCUGCUGGUGAAAUACAUUGAAAACCCGAACUCUAUAAUUCUGGCUGUGACGGCGGCCAACACGGACAUGGCGACCAGUGAAUCGCUGAAGAUGGCCAAGGAUGUCGACCCGGACGGUCGGAGAACUUUGGCUGUGUUGACGAAAUUGGAUUUGAUGGACGCCGGAACGGAUGCAAUUGACAUUCUUUGCGGGCGCGUAAUUCCGGUCAAAUUAGGUAUUAUUGGCGUGGUGAACCGAUCUCAACAGGAUAUUAAUGAUAGGAAAAUUAUUGAGGAGCAACUGCGAGAUGAGGCGGCGUAUUUGCAAAGAAAAUAUCCCACACUGGCCACUCGCAAUGGAACGCCCUAUUUGGCCAAGACGUUGAACCGUUUGUUGAUGCACCAUAUCCGGGAUUGUCUGCCGGAUCUGAAAACUCGAGUCAACGUGAUGGCUUCCCAAUUUCAGUCUUUGUUGAAUUCCUACGGAGACGAUGUAACUGAUAAGAGCCAGUGUUUGCUACAGAUUAUUACGAAGUUUGCUUCGGCUUACUGUUCCACAAUUGAAGGCACCUCCAGAAACAUAGAAACCACUGAACUCUGCGGAGGUGCUCGAAUCUGCUACAUUUUCCACGAAACCUUCGGGAAAACUCUAGACUCGAUUCACCCUCUGACGGGAUUGACCAAGAUGGACAUUCUGACUGCAAUCCGCAAUGCAACCGGUCCUCGACCAGCUCUCUUUGUGCCGGAGGUUAGUUUCGAACUGCUUGUGAAGCGACAAAUUCGAAGACUCGAAGAACCUUCCCUCCGUUGCGUGGAACUCAUUCACGAGGAAAUGCAACGUAUUAUUCAACACUGCGGAACCGAAGUCCAGCAAGAGAUGCUACGGUUCCCUAAACUGCACGAGAAAAUCGUUGACGUCGUUACGCAACUGCUCCGUCGCCGUUUGCCCACUACGAAUUGCAUGGUGGAAAACUUAGUUCAAAUCGAACUCGCAUACAUAAACACGAAGCACCCGGACUUCCACAAGGAUGCCGCUCUGGUUCCAAGUCUGCUGAAGACCGAUACCCAGGACCAAUGGUCCCACUUGCAUCAACCCGGUAAUCCGCCGAGUCGUCGAGCUCUGGCACGGCCAAACCCACAACAGGCACCUCCGGUACCCGCCCCGCAAAACGAACCGGCUGAGAUGAACCACGUAAAUGAUCAGACUUCUAACUGGCUGUCGAAUAUCUUGCCCCCAGCGGUCGGACAAUUUGCUGCUGGGGCUGCGUCCUCGAUUCAGUCGGAAAGCGUCGAAAGCUCGGCCACAAACACCCCCACCCACGGAGUGCUUAGUCCGUCGAAGCCGGUCAAUCUGCUGCCGGACGUGCCGAUAAACCACUCGUCGCGCAAGCUGACCGACAAGGAGCAGAAGGACUGCGAUGUGAUUGAACGUCUCAUCAAGUCGUACUUCUACAUUGUGCGCAAAUCGAUCCAGGAUUCGGUGCCGAAGGCGAUAAUGCACUUUUUGGUGAACUUUGUCAAGGAUAACCUCCAGUCCGAACUGGUGACGCAUCUGUACAAGUCCGAUUCCGCCAACGAGCUGCUGAACGAAUCGGAUCACAUCUCGAUCCGUCGUAAGGAGGCUAGCGAUAUGCUUAAGGCACUGACACGUGCAAACCACAUUAUCAGUGAGAUCCGUGAAACGCACAUGUGGUAAGGAUUGACCGAAGUUGAGUGCAUUUCACACAAACGAAAAGGUGAUUCGGCGUUUUCUUUUCUCUAUUUGUUACUGUUAGGUGAUGAAGAAACAUUAGCGUUUAAGGGUUGCUUCUAAUUGAGGUUUGUUUGAUUUGAAAUCGCGCGGAUUUUACCCACCAGUAGUUCGCCUGUUACAUUUGUGGUAUGCAUUGUAAGACGAUUGUAUUUUAGAAGUCAAACAUUUAGGGAACCUGUUAGUGCUGUUAGGAUUAAUUUAACACUGAACAUACAUCCUAGGUAAUCGCAAAAUAGACUUUCACUGUUUAGUUAUAUUGCACCACAUGAUAUAACCUAAUUAUUGUGCAUUUUUUUCAAACAUGAAAUUCUUCUAGUGAGAUAUCAAACUUGAACAUACAAACAUGGCUCCUAGUCCUAUCUUUCGUAUUCAACGAUAUUGUUUCUAUUCGUUACCUCUAUAAGUUUUGCUCAACGACCAUAAAAUGUAUUCCCAUUUCUAAGUGUAACCGCCAAGAAAGUCCCAUCGAUGCAAGCGCGUGCGGUCGGAUUUUGCUACACAAAAAGACAUCAUCGUCCCAACACCUAGUUACUUAAAUAAUUACUGAUAUUCUCAUCUUUUCCAUUAUCAUACCUUUCAAAUGUUAGGAAUUUAAUGAGUGCAUUAGAAAAAAAUCAACUAGAAAGCAUUUCAAUCUGUAACUAUUGUGAAGCAUUACCAGAAACCUAUUUCUUUUACUGGAUUUUCGACAGCUGGCUGAAACUCUUGCAGAUUUCAGUUAAUUUAAAAACUAUGAAUUCGUCGAACAAUUGUGUGUCAACAGCUCGAGUCGCUCUAUCGCCAAUAAUGAACCAAUUACGCAAAUUAAUUUCAUCGCCAUGCUCGUACAACUUCGACCAAAGAUUGAACCGAACGAGCAUUAAAACACUUAGCAUUAUAACCACACACUGAUAAUGGAAAGUUUGCACCGCUAGAACCUUACAGAAAUUACCUAAUAUAAUUCACAGAUAUCUAUAAUAUCAAAAUGUUAAGAUAGAAGACGCAUAAAGGUGUGAUUUGCUAGAUGCAAAGCACGAAGCCACACUUUUUACUGAUGCGAAUGAUAAACAACCAGACAAAAUCAAAUGCAUGCGUUCGAAGUUAUUAAAAGCAGAGUCAGAAUUAAAUUGUGGAGCAAUGUCUACGUAACCUA